AUGGCGCUAGUCCUACUGCGUCUCGUCUUUCUAACUAUAUUCCUACGUUUCAUAGCUGCACAACAGAAUACCGGUUCUGUAUCUGUUGGUGCAUCACUCACCGCCACACCCAACGUCAAACCAUGGCUUUCAUCAUCCGGUGAGUUUGCCUUUGGGUUCCAACAAGUUCAAGGAACCGAUAAUUUCUUGUUAUCCAUAUGGUAUAACAAGAUACCUGACAGUACCAUCGUCUGGUAUCCAGAAGAAGGUCGGAUGGUGCCUACAGGAUCCAAAGUUGAGCUACUUCGUGAAAGUGGACUCCUACUGAGUGAUCCUCAGGGCACACAGAUAUGGAGAUCUGGGUCUAUUUCCGGUGUUGCAUCAGGUUUUAUGAAUGAUACAGGUAACUUCGUGAUGUUUGGUAGCAAUUCUCGCAAGUUAUGGGGUAGUUUUGAUUAUCCAGCAGACACGCUGUUGCCUACUAAGUUUAUGGAGUCAGGCGAAGGGAUAAAUUCAACAAUCAGCAAAACAAACUUCUCUGGUGGACGAUUCCAGUUACGUUUCCAAGAAGAUGGAAAUCUUGUUCUUAACAGUCGAGAUAUACUUUCAGGUAAUGCUUAUGAUGCUUACUAUACCAGCGACACUCAUGAUGCCACCAAUUCAACAAACUCCGGUGAACAAGUGAUCUUCGAUGCAACGGGAUACAUGUAUAUAUUGAGAAGAAAUGGCCAACGAUUUGAUCUUACUCCAAGAGGCUCACUUCCUUCUGGAGAUUAUUAUCACAGAGCUACUCUAGACUCUGAUGGGGUUUUUCGUCAAUAUUACUUCCCCAAGAAUCCCAUCUCCAAUACAAAUUGGGAAGUUAUAUGGUUCGUGCCAGAUAACAUAUGUGUGGAUUCAAAUGAUCGUUCAAGCACUGGAGCUUGUGGGUUUAACAACGUUUGCAGUUUUGAUGGUAACCGGCCAAACUGUGAAUGCCCACAGGGUUUCUCAUUGCUUGAUCCAAAUAAUCCAAGUGGUGAUUGCAAGCCUGAUUUCACUCCAACAUGUGAUGAAGUUGACUCCAAUAAUGGGCGAGGCAUGUUUGAUUUCAUCGAGCUCCAUAAUAUUGAUUGGCCAUUUUCAGACUAUGUGCACAUGAACCCAAGUAAUGAAAAGACCUGUAAAAGUUCCUGCAUGCAAGACUGUUUCUGUGCUGUUGCAAUAUAUAGGGACACUCAAUGUUGGAAGAAGAAGCUUCCGCUUUCUAACGGGAGGAAGGUUGCUUCAGCUAAUGUGAGGGCGUUCGUGAAAUACCGGAUUGGUGAUCAUCCUCUUCAAAACUCUACUCGGCUUCCCGGAGAAAAUAAAGAUCGAAAAAAUCUGAUAGUUGUAGGAUCCGUUCUCUUAGGUACUUCUGUAUUUGCUAUCUUUGUAUUGAUUGGUGUGAUUUUUGUCGGUUUCUUUGUAAUAUACAAGAAGAAGCCAAGAAAUUCGUAUCCAAUUAGGAAAGCUGUUGAAAGCAAUCUACCUCGUUUUACAUAUCAAGAAUUAGUUGAAGCUACUGAUGGGUUCAAGGAUGAAUUGGGAAAGGGGGCUUUUGGGAUAGUCUAUAAAGAGAUCAUUUCAUGCCGAAAGAGCUUGGUUUACGAGAGUGGUGAGAAAGGGGUGGCGGUUUUAAGUGAUCUUGCAUGGGAUUGCUAUCAAGAAGGUCGACUGGAUACAUUUGUUGAGAACGAUCUGGAAGCAUUGGAUGACUACAAGAAAGUUGCAACUUUUGUCAUGGUUGGCCUGUGGUGUGUACAAGAGAACUCAUCCUUGAGGCCAACCAUGAGGAAGGUCAUCCAGAUGCUUGAAGGAGGAAUUGAGGUGGCAGAACCUCCAUGUCCAUGCUCUCUCUCUGUUACCAGUUAUUGA
This is a messenger RNA of Lactuca virosa, 1875 nucleotides long. The record is from the annotation of a GenBank genome assembly. NCBI's taxonomy places the organism in Eukaryota, Viridiplantae, Streptophyta, Magnoliopsida, Asterales, Asteraceae.